AUGCUGGACAUCUUCAUUGCAAUUGCCUGGGCUGCGGCCAUGUCAUCUGCCAUAACUGGCGCUGCGGGCCUUUCAUUGCGCGCCUCGCGUCAAGCCGCCUCAGCGCGUUUCGUUAUCUUUUGCAUCUCGACUUCGUCACUACUAGCAUCGGUCCACGCCCAACGAAACUAUUCAUCGCAUACGUCUCGCGCAUCCUCGCUCUAUGCACCGCAAACAUGUCCAUUGAACCGCGACUCCUCGCCUGCCGAGAUUGGCUUGCGGUCGUUUCACUCCUCGUCGCAUAACUGGCAGAGCACGCCGCAAUUCACAUACCACGUUGCCUCAUCGUACUCCGCCAAACAAGACAAAUUCAACGCCGCCAGGAAUAUAUACACGAACGAGAUCUAUGACCCCAGCAAGAGCGAGGUGACAGACCUCAGGAAGUGCAAGAGCGCAAAAGCAAAGCGCACGCGCGCAAAGAGUGGCCAGGAUGCCUUCUUCUUCAGCCAAGUCGGAACCACAAAGAGCACUACAUUUGGUGUAGCAGACGGGGUGGGCGGCUGGGUCGAGUCCGGCAUCGACCCCGCCGAUUUCUCCCACGGCCUGUGCGAGUACAUGGCGUGCGCAGCGCGCAUGUGGGCACCCAAGUCCAAUACCUCUUCCACCCUGCACCCGCAGAGUCUGCUCCAGGUUGGCUACGAGCACGUCAUAGACGACGAAAGCAUUGUCGGUGGUGGGAGCACCGCAUGUCUGGCUGUCGCAGAGCCGGACGGCCAUGUGGAAGUGGCCAAUCUUGGAGAUUCUGGCUUCAUGCACUUAGGCUUGAAUGCCGUACGACAUUUUACGGAACCUCAGACGCACGGCUUCAACACGCCGUAUCAGCUUUCCAAGACUCCACAGCGCAUGCUCGUACAGAUGGCUGUGUUUGGCGGGCCUAGCACGUUGUCAGACCUUCCGAAGGUGGCGAGUGUAACGAACCACCGUGUGCGCCACGGAGACGUGCUGGUGUUCGCCACGGAUGGGGUCUGGGAUAAUCUUAGCCCCCAGGAUGUCCUUGGCAUAGUGAGCCGCAACAUGGUGGAUAUUGGGGCGUGGGUGGAGAAUGACGGUGUCAUGGAAGUUGGAAGCGAGCUGCGCAGCUUGGUGCAGGCUGGUAAAGAUGGAAAAGCAGGACCCACUUCAUUGCAAGCGAGGUUAGCCACCGCCAUUGCGAAAGAAGCAAAAGAGACGGGCUUGAAUCAGCGACGAGAUGGACCCUUCGCGAAGGAGGUGCAGAAACAUUUCCCAGGCGAGGCGUGGCACGGUGGAAAGCCAGAUGAUAUAGCCGCUUUGAUUGCAUUAGUCGUGGAAGAGCCGAAACAGUAA
Molecule: messenger RNA, 1344 nt
Organism: Didymosphaeria variabile
Lineage: Eukaryota; Fungi; Ascomycota; Dothideomycetes; Pleosporales; Didymosphaeriaceae
Gene: PTC7
Product: Protein phosphatase 2C 7
Exons: 2
Coding region: 1-1344 (447 amino acids)
Source: RefSeq, a predicted model, not a curated record